Molecule: messenger RNA, 822 nt
Organism: Panicum virgatum (switchgrass)
Lineage: Eukaryota; Viridiplantae; Streptophyta; Magnoliopsida; Poales; Poaceae
Product: protein G1-like
Exons: 1
Coding region: 89-631 (180 amino acids)
Biological process (GO): response to light stimulus; mRNA transcription
Cellular component (GO): nucleus
Source: RefSeq, a predicted model, not a curated record
GACGAGUGACGACCACUAUAUUAAGCUCGCACCACCAUUCCACCACCACCUGCCUCGGCGGCGGCGGAGAUAGUAUAGUAGACGACCGAUGUCGUCGUCGGGCGGCGCGGGCGCGGGCUGCUCGUCGCCGGCGCAGCGGCCGAGCCGGUACGAGUCGCAGAAGCGGCGGGACUGGCAGACCUUCACGCGCCGCGGGACCGGGCCGGCGCGGCCCGAGAACGCCGGCGACGGCGCCGGCGUCGGCGCCAACCCCUUCGCCGCGCGCGCCGUCAGGCUGUACCUGCGCGACGUCCGCGCCGCGCAGGCCAGGGCUCACGGCAUCUCCUACAGCGGGAGGAAGAAGAAGCGGAACAAGCCGCAGCAGCAGGGCACCACCUGCGCCGCCUCCAAGCAGGACGGCCACGGCGGCGCGGGCGCGCUCCCUCACGGGAACACCACGCCGUCAAUAAUAAUGGCUCCUGCGGUGCCGCCGCCACAUCACCAUUCAAAUCCUCCGCCGCCGCCGCCGCCGGCGUACCUCACCGGUGUGCCCUUCGAGUGCUGCGACCACGGCAGCGUGUUCGGAGGACCGACUGCGGCCAACGGUGCGGCUGGCUUCUACCUGCCAUUGCUGUUCAACACGUUUGGCUAGCUAGGGCAUUCUCCAUGCCAUUGUUGCCUUCGCUCAAUCUUCACUUGCUUGCUUCUACUUUUUUGUGUGUGCGGCGGCCAAACACGUGUUCAUGUACGUGUGAAUUGUGAUAGGGGGAAUUCAUGUCAUGUAUUAGCGUUUUUGCAUGCAUUUGGUGUGUACAUUGAUUUAUCUUUCAAGUGGUUUUUGGA